ACCUGGACUAGCAAGCGCCAUCGUUCGUCGCGAACGCGCUCUAGCGCGUCGGCAGUCGUAUCCAAGAUGGCUUCAGGCAGCGUCAACCCAGAGCUUGUGCGCGAACGAGCGGCGGCCACUUUUAAUAUUCGCGAAUUGACACACCUCCUUGACGGCGGCAGUGAAAAGACUGAACGCAGAAAGGAAUUAGAGAAACUAUUUCACGAGGACCCAGAGUUCAGAAGCAAUGUACCACAGUGCUACCUUACCUACUCAGAGGCAUAUGCAGAUGCACUGCAAAAAUGUCUCAAGAUUUACCAAAAGGCUAUGGUACUAUCCGAUCCAAGGGAAAUCUUGACUGUUGCUGAUGCAAUCCUGCAUGACUCGACUCCUGUGCAUGUACAUUUUGUCAUGUUUGUUCCGGCUCUUAUGGGUCAUGCGAACGAGGAACAGCAAGCUAAAUGGCUUUCUGAUGCCCUUACCAUGAAAAUCGUCGGUUCCUACGCCCAGACCGAACUUGGUCAUGGAACAUUCAUUCGUGGUCUCGAAACACAAGCCACCUACGACCCCGAACGUGAGGAGUUUGUCCUGCACACACCGAACCUGUCUUCAAUAAAAUGGUGGCCGGGAAGCUUGGGAAAGACUGCGAACCACGCGAUAGUGCUUGCCCAGCUGCACACCAAGGGAAAGUGCCACGGCAUUCACCCAUUCAUGGUGCAGAUCCGAAGCAUGGAGGACCAUACUCCCCUUCCGGGUAUCACGGUGGGCGAAAUCGGGCCGAAGAUGGGAAUGAGGGCUGCUGACAACGGCUUUCUGAAGUUGGACCAUGUCCGCAUUCCCAGGGAAAACAUGCUUAUGAAGAAUGCCCAGGUAACAAAAGAAGGCGACUACAUCAAACCAGCAAGCGACAAGCUCAAUUAUGGCACCAUGGUGUUUGUGCGAGUGCUUCUAUUGGACAUGUUUGCUUUCAACAUUGCCCGGGCAUGUACGAUUGCCAUACGAUACAGCGCGGUGCGCAGGCAGUCUGAGAUUACACCAGGGCAGGGUGAGUGCCAGAUCCUGGACUAUCAGGCACAGCAGUACAAGCUGUUCCCUUUGUUGGGCUUGUGCCACGCCCUGCGUGGCAUGUUUGCCAACCUCAUGGAGCUUUACAAGCAGGCCAACCAAGACCUUGAGCAGGGAAACCUGCAGGCACUGCCUGAGCUGCAUGCCAUCUCAUCGGGCCUGAAGGCGUUCUGCUCUGAUAUGUCAGCUAAGGGCAUCGAGACUUGCCGCCUGGCCUGUGGUGGACAUGGUUUCCUCCUGAUCAGUGGCCUCCCUAGACUUUACGCUACCACAGUGGCCGCCUGCACGUACGAAGGAGAGAACACGGUCAUGUUCCUCCAGCUUGCGAGGUACCUGCUGAAGUGCUUGGCCCAGCCACAUCUGGUUUCAAACAAAUCUGCCUUCCGCUUUCUGCUCGAACAAAGUACUCUGAAUGUGACUCCGUUUAAUGCCAAGCUGAAAGGACAGGCGGCUAUCCGACAGCUCAUACCGUUCUACCGGGCAGCUGCGUAUAAGCACGUUCACAGAGCUCACAACAAAGUUAGGAGCCUGGUGAGCACGGGUGUGACCCAGGAGGUGGCGUGGAACCAGAGUCAGGUCGACCUAAUCAUUGCAUCCAGGGCCACCAUAUACUACUACAUGGGCCUGAACUACCUCGAUUGGCUGGAACAUGCCGCCAUAUCUGAACAGCUCAGGGAAGUCCUGAUGAGGGUGUGCCAUCUGUACCUGCUGCAUGGCAUCUAUGAGCAGCCAGGCCUAUUCCUUGUGGCGGGCCUGCGCGAUGAGAACCUCGAGGAAAUAUCUGGCAUCAUCACGGAGCUGCUCAAGAGCCUGCGGCCUGACGCUGUGGCCCUGGUGGACGCCUUUGACCAUCACGACAUGGUGCUCUGCAGUGCUCUCGGCUCCUACGAUGGCCGAGUGUACGAGCGCAUGUUCGAGAGUGCCCUCAAAGCUCCCCUCAACAAGACCCAGGUGCACGAAUCUUACCACCGAUUCCUGGGCCCUCUAAUGAAAUCAAGCCUUUAAAGGGGACUGUUCACGUUGCAAGAUACUUUUCUCUUCCAUUCCCAUUUCUCUUGUACAUUACGUGCAGCUCGUUCUUAGUUUUAGCCUCUAUGUCAUGCGUUGUGUGACAACAACUUGGAUUGGUUGCUGUACGCUUUUAGCGAUUUAUUCUAUUUUUUAAUGCAAAGCACAUACUUAUACUCAGUUACUGGCAAUGGAGCAUUGCAUUUCAUCGACGUGCAUUGAAAAUGUGCUGCUGACUGAAAUUAUUCAUCAUUUUCAAUCCACAGUACUUGCGGGAAAGUUAAACUUCCUUGCAGUCGGAGCAAGUGUGACUGAAGUAAUCUGCAUUUUUGUGUCGACAGAGCAGCUUUCAUUUCUCACACAUUGCAUAAGUGUUUGCAGCGGCUGGAUGUGUAUGCAUACAAGGUGUCACAUUGGAUUUCAACUGAUUAAAAGAGUAAUAACGGUAGUAUAGAAAUUGAAAGACAAUCAUGUAUAUUAUGUUAAAUUGAUUGAAUAACAUUUCCUUAGCUUGAGAUGCAUGCGCAGCUGUGUCACAUCAUGACUUCAAUAAGCUGGGCAAAGCUUUACACAAGAAUUUGACAUCAUGCUGGCAAAGCCUACAAUGUGUACAUGUACCAUUUCAAUGUUUAAAGUAUACCAGAAGUGUAAAGUUUUUUGUGCUACGCUGUGCAUGUUCCACUGCUUGUAUUCAGUUUUUUUUGUAAAGUGUAGAAAUAACCAGCAUUUUUGUGCCUGGGUACCAUUCAGGCGGGCAAACUAAUUGAGAACCGUGGUUGCAAAUGAAGCUCACUCUCAACAGGAAACCUAGAAAACUGUGAUGUCAACAGCUGCUUAAAGUAACGUGCUGCUGUAAAACCUAGCAGUUGCCAGCAGUUGGUUGGUCAGAAUGAAAUAUUGCUCAAGCAUUAUCAAGAAUGUUUGGCCUUCAUAUGGGAAUCUGCUGGCCAUGUCAUAAAUGGAUCUUUGAAGAUGAUGACAUUGUCUUAUGCAAUCGGGACAGUAACCACUGCACCUUGUAUGCACACACAUUCACAAUUUUGCCGCCAAGGAUUGUGAUAAGCACUUUUGACUGUUUGAGGUUUCUACUCCAGAGCUUUGUUCACACGCAUUUUUAUUUCCUGGCCACUUUUACUGCUGUGCUACAAACUUAGGAAAACAUUUUUUUAAUGGAACAAGAUACUACUACUACUGCAAUAAGAAUAAGCUAGCAACAGAACAAAAUGUUAUGCAAUCAUCGAUGAGUGAAACGCGAUAUUGCCAUAUUGUGGCCUUGGGUACAUGCUGCAGUGGAGUAGAAAGUGUUUUUCACCCGUGCAUAGACCUAAUGUGGAUGGUUUAGAAACAGCUCCAGAAGACUGUUGGUGCUUUGUGAUUACAGAAGGUUCACACAGGGGGCCACAUUUUCUACCCGGAAGCCCUUCGACGCUAAACUCUGUAGUCGGAUGUCUAUGACCCAUAAAUGCACUUUUUCAGCAUCCGUUGAUGCGCUAUAAAUCGAAAUUGUCACACUUCGAAAGUGAAACAUUAGUACCAAUUAGGAGUCUAGAAAAUGUAAAUGCCUCAUGUGGCAACCCUAUAAUGAAGUCUAAUUCAAUUUCACUAAAUAGCACACAGCGAAGCAUAUCAGGUUAAAUUUACAUUAUCAAACACAUUUUAUUCAUACCUUACAACUUAAUUGAUAUGUGGGGUUUACAUCCCAAAACCACCAUAUGAUUAUGAGAGACGCCGAAGUAGAGGGCUCCAAAAAUUUUUACCACCUGGGGUUCUUUAAAGUGCACCCAAAUCUGAUCAUACCUCACAAAACAGUAGUAGUCUACCAUGACGCAAUAUGUGCAACCAUUGUCAACUUUGUCAUUUAGUUUUCAUGUGAUUGAUAACACAUCUGUUUGUGCUGUAGUGUUUACUGGUGUGCUUCAGCUUACUAAAGUUCAUUUCUGUAUGGAAAAAAAGGUGAGGCUUCAGAAUGAAAGAACAAAAAAGGUGAGGCUUCAGGUCUCCACAAUUUCACUUCGCCUUGUUUAAUCUAGCUUCAUUCUAAUUGGCUAGUAGGUGCCUAAAAAGUGCAUUUCAAGGGUCUAGAUAAUUGAAUAGGAGAAGCGAGAGCUGGAGCUUGUGUUUCGGCAAGGUUUGUGCAGAAAGCAGUAGGAGCAAGUGUGUGUGUGUGUGUGUGAGAAGUCUACAUUCUGAUACGUACUUCUGCAGUGAAGUUCGCGCACUGACACAGCUUAUUCACUACAGAGGCUACACCCUUCACAAUAAAAUUUUGCCCAAACGGAACUGUCGUUCAAGCUACAGUGCACUCUCGGUAAAUGGAAAUCUGUUAAACGGAACUGCUGCUCAAACGGAACAGCUUCCUCUAGCGCAAUUGGUUUCGUACCUGAAUUCUGCACCACUGCUCAUCUCUCAGUAAACGGAGCUCCUGUUAAAUGAAACACAUUUUCUUGGUCCCUUCAGGUUCCGUUCAACGAGAGUCUACUGUAGCUGCCACCCGUGCAGCGACAGCUUUUAUACAAAGCUAUGCUUUUUUUAAAUGUAACAUUCCAAGAGCUUCUUGUAAGAUGUUUUUAUAAUACGUGCAAUUUUUUAAGGUUUGUGAUGCUGUAUUAUGAAUUCAAAAUAAAAUGGGUAUUUUACACACCACAUCCUA
Molecule: messenger RNA, 4702 nt
Organism: Rhipicephalus microplus (southern cattle tick)
Lineage: Eukaryota; Metazoa; Arthropoda; Arachnida; Ixodida; Ixodidae
Gene: ACOX1
Product: acyl-CoA oxidase 1
Biological process (GO): fatty acid beta-oxidation using acyl-CoA oxidase; lipid homeostasis
Cellular component (GO): peroxisome
Molecular function (GO): FAD binding; fatty acid binding; acyl-CoA oxidase activity
Source: RefSeq, a predicted model, not a curated record